GGGGCCCGGGGCCCCCACCCUCCUGGGUGGCGCCGCCGCGGGGCCGCACAGCGCGCACAGUGACAGCGCGGGCGCUCUGGGCGCCGGACACCAAGACCGAGGGACUCCGCGUGGUGCAGUGUGUCUGACGAGCGCACGCUGAGCCCACCUGCUGCCCGCCAACAUGGCCGAGAGACCUCCAGGGAAGGCGGGCCCAGACCGGACGACUGAUGCGGCACAAACCACCGCUCCGGUCACCGUCCCCGCGGCCACCACCACUACCACCACCUCCACAGUCGAGAGCCGGGGAGGCGACUUUGACCCGUUUGCUCUCAGAGACAUUAAACAUCCUACCAAUGAAGUCGACUCCCUCGUGCAUCUCAUGAAGGGCAGUAUGGGAUCGGGUAUUCUUGGCAUGCCAAAGGCGGUUCAGAACGGAGGCCUUUGGUUCUCCCUCGCCGUCACCCCAGUCGUAGGGUUCAUAUGCACGUACUGCGUCCACAUGCUGGUCGUUUCCGCACACGAGCUCUAUCACCGGGAGCGCGUGCCGCAGCUGGACUUCUCCGAGGUCGCAGAGCUGGGCUUCAAAACGGGGCCGAAAAGGACCCGAUUCCUGUCGAGAAUAGCCAAGCAUAGCGUCAACUGGCUCAUGUCCCUCAACCUCCUGGGGACAUGCUGCAUCUACCUCGUCUUCAUCGCGUCCAACAUGAAGCAGGUGAUGGAGCACCACGAGUACCCCGUGCAGGACCUGCGGGUGUACAUCGUGUGCACGCUGCCCUUCGUCCUGCUGUUCAUCGUGGUGCGCGACCUCAAGUACCUGUCGCCCUCGUCCAUGCUGGCCAACGCGCUCAUCAUGGUCGGCAUGAUCAUCUGCUUCUACUACAUGCUGCGCGACGUGCCCUCGCCCUCCGAGCGCAAAGCGGUCGGCCACUACUCGACCGUGCCGCUCUACUUCUCGACCGUCAUCUUCGCGUUGGAGGGCAUCGGCGUGGUUAUGCCUCUGGAGAACAACAUGAAGAACCCCAGACGGUUUCCGGGCUGCCCGGGAGUGCUGGGUUUCGGCUUCACCGUGACGACCGUACUGUACACCACGGUCGGCUUCUUCGGGUACCUCAAGUACGGCGAUGAGACGAGCGACGCCAUCACGCUCAACCUGCCCGUCGCCGAGGGGUUGGCCCAGUCGGUGAAGAUCAUGAUGUCCAUCGCCAUUUUCUUCACGUACUUCCUGCAGUUCUACGUGCCCUUCGAGAUCAUCAUGAAGGCCGUGGAGAGGCGGUACGGGGAGCAGAGUGUGCGCAACGAGACGCUGCUGCGGUUGUUCCUGGGGACGCUGACGGUGGUCAUCGCGGUGGCGGUGCCGACCCUGGAGGUGUUCAUGUCGCUGAUUGGCGCGCUGUGUCUCGCCUCUCUCGGCCUCAUCCUGCCCCCAGCCAUCGACAUGGUCGUGUUCUGGGACAAGGAGGGCGGCCGGGGGAGGGGCAACUGGAAGGUCUACAAGAACAUCGCCAUCAUCAGCUUCGGCGUGUGCGCCCUCAUUCUAGGAACGACGACCAGUCUCAUCAACCUCGUCAACUUCUAUGCCAACACAGACACACUACGCACAUAGUGGUUGGAAAAGAUUAGUGUUUUGAACAAUUUUUUUGAAAAGAAGAGUAAGUGUAAGUAAAAUUAAGAUAAAGAUAUGAUAUUUUUGAGAAAAUGUUUAUGUUUAUUUCUGCGUACUGAUGAUACACAAAAUUAUUGUAUGGCAGUGGUGAUAAUUAUAUUUAUCAAUAAAUAACACAAGUAACAGCCAAAUAGUA
Frankliniella occidentalis (western flower thrips) is the source of this 1781-nucleotide messenger RNA. Its product is annotated as proton-coupled amino acid transporter-like protein pathetic. Gene Ontology annotation, molecular function: amino acid transmembrane transporter activity. Gene Ontology annotation, cellular component: vacuolar membrane. The coding region runs from base 164 to 1585 and encodes 473 amino acids. Gene Ontology annotation, biological process: amino acid transmembrane transport. NCBI's taxonomy places the organism in Eukaryota, Metazoa, Arthropoda, Insecta, Thysanoptera, Thripidae. The transcript is spliced from 10 exons. The record is from RefSeq and is a predicted model, not a curated record.